GUGAUUAUUAUCCGAAAGCAAAGAGCUGAAUUCUAAUGGCCAUGGCUGUUCAAGUAGCAAGUCUCUGGCUACCCAGUUCUUCUUCCACAACCCCAACUCACUUAAACCUUCUUCAUUCCCUUGGAAGCAAAUCAAAGCCACCAUCAUCGUCUUCCUCAGCUCUCUCUGCUACUUCUUCACUCUCAUCCCCAGCUCCCACUAUUCAGAUUGUUGGUGGGAGAAAUCCGACUUGGAAUGAAAACGGAAAUGCCAAUUCUGAUGGUUUUGAAGAUGAUUGGUAUGACCUGGAUACUGAUCUCUAUCACUGGACCAAGGCACUGCGUCCUGUUCAGUGGUAUCCUGGUCAUAUUGCCAAAACUGAGAAAGAACUGAAAACACAACUCAAGUUGAUGGAUGUAGUGAUUGAGGUUCGAGAUGCGAGAAUUCCAUUGUCCACUAGUCAUCCACAGAUGGAUUUAUGGCUUGGUAAUAGGAGAAGAGUUUUGGUGUUGAAUAGAGAAGACAUGAUUUCCACGGCAGACCGGAAUGCUUGGGCGACCUAUUUUGCAAGGCAAGGGACGAAAGUUGUCUUUUCGAAUGGCAAACUUGGAAUGGGCGCUAUGAAGCUAGGGCGGUUAGCUAAAGCAUUAGCAGCAGAUGUAAACGUCAGACGCAGAGCCAAAGGACUUCUUCCUCGUGCGGUACGAGCUGGGAUUGUUGGAUAUCCAAAUGUUGGCAAAUCGUCUUUGAUUAACCGUUUGCUGACGAGACGAAUGUGUCCAGCAGCUCCAAGACCUGGAGUUACAAGAGAACUGAAGUGGGUUCAUUUCGGGAAAGACCUUGAAUUGCUAGAUUCUCCUGGUAUACUCCCAAUGCGGAUUAGCGAUCAAACAGCAGCAAUAAAGCUUGCUAUUUGUGAUGAUAUUGGAGAGAGAUCCUAUGGUGUUGUGGAUAUUGCAGCAAUUCUUGUCCAGAUGUUAGCAAGGCUUCCAUCAGUGGGUAUAAAGACUCUUAACAAACGCUACAAGAUGGAUGCGGAUGGUUACUGUGGUAAAACAUUUGUUCAGAAGCUUGCAGUUCACUUGUUCAAUGGAGACACACAUCAAGCCGCAUUUCGUGUUCUGACGGAUUUUCGAAAAGGGAGAUUUGGUUGGAUUGCGCUGGAGAGGCCUCCCAGAUGAUAUUAUUGAGACUUGGUGGUAGACCAGGACAAAGUGGUCAAGCAUUCAUCGGUCGUCACUCUUUGAAUAUCCAAAGAUUCUGAAUGCCAAUAUUGAGAUACGUACAUGGAUUAAGAAUCCUCCAUGAACUUGAUACUUUAGCAGGAGCUAUGAAAUCUUUGAUAGCCAAUAUCCUGGAGGAACUUGAGCUUAGUAUAGCUUAAUAAUGUUCAUUGAGGACGCAAC
This is a messenger RNA of Rosa rugosa (rugosa rose), 1385 nucleotides long. RefSeq names its product DAR GTPase 3, chloroplastic. Bases 36 to 1160 code for a protein of 374 amino acids. The transcript is spliced from 9 exons. Gene Ontology annotation, cellular component: mitochondrion. The record is from RefSeq and is a predicted model, not a curated record. NCBI's taxonomy places the organism in Eukaryota, Viridiplantae, Streptophyta, Magnoliopsida, Rosales, Rosaceae. Gene Ontology annotation, molecular function: GTP binding; GTPase activity.